Chenopodium quinoa (quinoa) is the source of this 849-nucleotide messenger RNA. RefSeq lists its product as uncharacterized. Gene Ontology annotation, molecular function: nucleic acid binding; RNA-DNA hybrid ribonuclease activity. Lineage: Eukaryota; Viridiplantae; Streptophyta; Magnoliopsida; Caryophyllales; Amaranthaceae. The record is from RefSeq and is a predicted model, not a curated record. The transcript has a single exon. Bases 1 to 849 code for a protein of 282 amino acids.
AUGUGCCCCAUGUGUGGUGAAGCAAGGGAGAAUAUUCUCCAUAUGUUGAUACGAUGCAAUGAGGCCAAGAUCAUAUGGUAUACGUCUCCUUUGAGGUUGGAUGUGGAAAAAUUUCAAGGGGAGAACUUUGGAGAGUGGUGUUGCUCGGUUUGGAAGGCUAUCAAAGACCUGAAUUGGUGGGGGUUUUUUUGGUGUAUUGCGUGGGGGGUGUGGCUAAGACGAAAUAGAUGGAAUUUUGAGAAGAAGAGGAUAGAAGGGGCUGAUGUGAUACGCAAAGCAGUAACUUUAGUGGGUGAGUAUGAGUUAGCAAAGGAGGUAAGCAAUGUGAGUAUCCCUGCCAUGAAGCUCGAGACUAGGUGGAAGCCGCCAAUAGUGGGAACGAUCAAAGUAAACUCUGAUGCAGCUAUCCUCUCGCCUAAUGAGGUGGGUUUGGAUGGAGUGAUGAGAGAUUAUGUGGGAGAUAUGGUGGCUGCAACUUACCUCAAGAUGGAAGGGGGUUUUGAUGUGGAUGUAGCGGAAGCGUUGGCUAUGAGACAUGCUUUACACAUCGCAAUGGAGGCGGGUUUCUUGCGGCUUUGCUUAGAGACAGAUUGCAUGAAAUUAUACAAUCACUUGAAGAAAGGUGAUGUUCCCCCUACUCCCUUUGGGAAGAUUAUCAAUGAUAUUCUAGCACUAGUCCAUUUGUGUGAGUGUGUGGCUUUCUCUUUUGUAAAAAAGGAGGGAAACCGGGUAGCUCAUGGCUUAGCAAAGGCGUGUAACCAAUUUUAUAAACUUAGAGUAUGGCUAGAGGAAUAUCCUAGUGAUGUAACGGAGUUUGUUAUGGCUGAUUUAAGCCACGUUGAAGUUUAA